Molecule: messenger RNA, 978 nt
Organism: Leptosia nina
Lineage: Eukaryota; Metazoa; Arthropoda; Insecta; Lepidoptera; Pieridae
Source: the annotation of a GenBank genome assembly
AUGCUUGAUAAAAUUUUAUACAACACUGUACUUUGUCAGACAUUUUCUCCAUGUGGUAAAUAUUUAGUUGCCGGCAAUAUUUACGGACAGCUAGCGGUAUUUGAUUUGGACUGCAUAUUAAACCCAAACACAGAAUUGUUGACUCCAGGCUAUAAUAGUCCUAAACACAUCCAUAAAAUUGAGUCGUCAAGCCAGAUCUGUAGUCUUGCAAGCACAGACAGGUUUUUAAUAGUAGGCAGUGUUAAUGAAAUCUAUGGAUGGACCUGGAAAGCCAUUCUGAAUUCAAAACUGAGUAAACCAUCAUGGACCAUAAAAAUUAAAUCAGAAUCAUUCAUAGAGCAGUGCGAUAUUAACUGUCUAUGGCUGUCUGAAGAUUCAGAGAAAUUGUAUGCUGGUUGUGGAGAUAACAAAGUAUAUGUUUUCAAUUUGGAGGAUGGCAGCUUAAUGCAAACAUUAGCUGGACAUGAAAAUUAUGUUCAUUGUAUUCAUGGACAUGACCGACAACUAAUUUCUGCUGGCGAAGAUGGUUUGGUUCUGCUAUGGGAUAUCCGAACUGGCAAAGCUCAAAAUGAAAUAGAACCUCACAAGAACAGCAAAGUCGCUAGGCCUGAUAUUGGCAAGUGGGUUGGUGCUGCUGCAUUAGGAGAUGAUUGGAUUGUAUGCGGUGGUGGUCCAAGACUCGCAUUGUGGCAUCUAAGAUCUCUUGAUGCUGUAACAGUAUUUGACAUCCCUGAUCAUGGGAUUCACAUAGCUUCCUUCCUCGACGAUUGUAUUCUUGCUGGUGGUACAGCCAAGCAUCUUUAUCAGCUAACUUACUCGGGAGACAUUAGAGUAGAACUACCAGUGUCGUCGACCACAGUCUACUCGGCUAUAGUAAGAACGAAUCCUAACAAAGUGUUAGCAAUUGCUGGUUCUAGUCCAGACAUAGAUUUAUGUACGACGUUUAAUUAUAGAGAUCAAGUGUUGCACUUUAGAUGA